AUGCCAGCCACGCCGCCGCGCCGCCGCUCCACGCCGCCGAGCCAGCUCCCCGUCGCCGCAGUCCUUCCACGCCGCCUCCACGCCGACGGUCAUGCCCCCGGCCGGAGCUGCCCGCCCCGGUGCGUGCCACGCCCCCGCAAGGCCGUCACCUCCCUGCCUGGCCGGCGCUCGCCCCGCCCCCGGACCCCGGCACGAGUGGCAGCGGCGCCCCCGGCUCCCGAGGCCCCCACCCCAGACGCUUGGCUCCCGGCCUCCGUCCCCGCCCCGCCCCCGGCGGCCGCCCCCGACCCGGAGUGCCAGUCCCCUCCUUGA
This is a messenger RNA of Panicum virgatum (switchgrass), 312 nucleotides long. RefSeq names its product prophenin-2-like. Bases 1 to 312 code for a protein of 103 amino acids. The record is from RefSeq and is a predicted model, not a curated record. The transcript has a single exon. Lineage: Eukaryota; Viridiplantae; Streptophyta; Magnoliopsida; Poales; Poaceae.